This is a messenger RNA of Anisakis simplex (herring worm), 120 nucleotides long. The record is from the annotation of a GenBank genome assembly. Lineage: Eukaryota; Metazoa; Nematoda; Chromadorea; Rhabditida; Anisakidae.
UUGCCAACAGCGCAUACAUGUUACAAUAUAAUGCUUUUACCGGAUUACUGCGAUCUUGAAGUGACCAAAGAGCGUCUUCUCAAGGCGAUCAGCUAUAGCCGUGGUUUUGGUCUUCAGUAG